Molecule: messenger RNA, 616 nt
Organism: Amoebophrya sp. A25
Lineage: Eukaryota; Dinophyceae; Syndiniales; Amoebophryaceae
Source: the annotation of a GenBank genome assembly
GAACUAUUAUAUGGUGAAAGCUAUGAUGUCUGACUUAGAACAUAGAUGAAGCUAGGAUAAGGGUUGAAGAUAGAAGUACUAACGUUGAAAUCGUAAGCUAGAACUAGAUUGAAAAAUUUCGAUUUCACUCAUCCGUGAACCGGCUGUAAGUGUACUACAACUAAGUGGCAAAGACAAUAGAGAUAUUCUUUUUUCUUACAAAGAGAUCGCUAUCGGUAUUUUACGAUACAUUUAACAAGUAGGUAGUAGUAGUUGAAGUAGUUAUAACAACUUGAAUGCAGUAGUUGAAGGCGUUCCCUCCUGUCGCUCCCGAGCGUAGAGGUGCGGCAGUCGCAGCUGCGGGGAGGUCGGUGCCCUGUGGAGGCAACCUGAUUGACUGACUUCUGACCAGUAGUAAAUAUUUAAGUACAUUUAUUUUUGUGGAGCCACUUCUUCUGAUCGAUCCGUUCGUAAGAACCACAACGGCAAAAGAUGAUGAAAGAACCCAAGAUCACAGCGCACUUCCACUUGCGCGUCGCUCACCAGCGUCGUAGCUUGUUGAACACAACUACUAAAAGAGGAGCAACCACGCUGUUGGCCGCAGUGUCGAUGACAACGAUGAUGGCGAGCAGUACCA